GGUGAAUGGACUCUCUCGUGCUUCUCAAAUCUCUCAGUCGUCUUUUUAAAAUCAACGUUUCCAGUGUUUGGUGUGAGAGAGAGAAGGGAAGAUGUCUGGAGGUAUAGCGCGUGGUCGUCUUGCGGAGGAGCGAAAGUCAUGGCGGAAGAAUCAUCCCCAUGGUUUUGUGGCAAAGCCAGAGACACUGCCUGAUGGUACGGUGAAUUUGAUGGUUUGGCAUUGUACUAUCCCUGGUAAAGCUGGGACCGAUUGGGAGGGAGGUUUCUUCCCACUUACUCUUCACUUCAGUGAAGAUUACCCCAGCAAGCCACCAAAGUGCAAAUUUCCGCAGGGUUUCUUCCAUCCUAAUGUCUAUCCAUCAGGAACUGUUUGCCUAUCUAUACUUAAUGAGGACAGUGGGUGGAGACCAGCCAUUACGGUGAAACAAAUCCUUGUUGGUAUCCAAGAUUUGCUGGAUCAGCCUAAUCCUGCAGAUCCUGCUCAGACUGAAGGCUACCAACUCUUCAUCCAGGAUACAACUGAGUAUAAGAAACGGGUCCGUCAGCAGUCCAAGCAGUAUCCACCUCUUGUUUAAUGUGAAAUCUCUUAUUCUAAUAGACAAUUGGUAACUCUCAGUUACCUAAUAUUUUCCGUGUUAGACUUGCUUCCGAUAAGAGAUUACUGGUACUUGUAAUACUCUAGCGGCCUGAAUGUGUGACCGCCUGGUUGAACUGGCAUUUUCGCUCUUGAUCUGCAUGAAUGUUUGUUCAUAUUUAUUAGAUGUACUGAUCAUCCAAUUGUUGCUUAAUGGUGUUUUUAUUGUUCAGUAUGAACAUAUUAAUCUAAGCCUGGGAUUUCUAUCUA
Molecule: messenger RNA, 843 nt
Organism: Tripterygium wilfordii
Lineage: Eukaryota; Viridiplantae; Streptophyta; Magnoliopsida; Celastrales; Celastraceae
Product: SUMO-conjugating enzyme SCE1
Exons: 5
Coding region: 92-574 (160 amino acids)
Biological process (GO): protein sumoylation
Cellular component (GO): nucleus
Molecular function (GO): SUMO conjugating enzyme activity
Source: RefSeq, a predicted model, not a curated record